Ramularia collo-cygni is the source of this 504-nucleotide messenger RNA. RefSeq names its product probable E3 ubiquitin ligase complex SCF subunit sconC. The transcript has 3 exons. Gene Ontology annotation, cellular component: cytoplasm; nucleus. The record is from RefSeq and is a predicted model, not a curated record. The coding region runs from base 1 to 504 and encodes 167 amino acids. Gene Ontology annotation, biological process: SCF-dependent proteasomal ubiquitin-dependent protein catabolic process; mitotic cell cycle. Lineage: Eukaryota; Fungi; Ascomycota; Dothideomycetes; Mycosphaerellales; Mycosphaerellaceae. Gene Ontology annotation, molecular function: cullin family protein binding.
AUGUCUGUCCCCGAAGGUGAACAGAUCGUCAAGCUUGUCUCCAGCGAUAACAUCGAGAUCGAGACCGAACGCCAGAUUGCCGAGCGCAGCAUGUUGAUCAAGAAUAUGAUCGAAGACCUCGGUGCGCCAGGCGAGGAGCCCAUCCCAAUCAUGAACGUCUCCGAAGCCGUCCUCAAGAAGGUCCUCGAGUGGUGCACCCACCACAAGAGCGACCCCGCGCCUACCACCGACGAUGACGCCGACUCGCGCAAGAAGACCACCGACAUCGAGGACUGGGACCAAAAGUUCAUGCAGGUGGACCAGGAGAUGCUGUUUGAAAUCAUCCUCGCUGCCAACUACAUGGAUAUCAAGGCGCUCCUCGACGUCGGCUGCAAGACGGUCGCUAACAUGAUCAAGGGCAAGUCGCCCGAGGAGAUCCGCAAGACCUUCAACAUCCAGAACGACUUUACGCCGGAGGAGGAAGACCAGAUUCGCCGCGAAAACGAGUGGGCCGAGGAUCGCUAG